AUGAUCGGCGAUAACUCGCCGUUCAACCUCGACGGCAAGUGCGCCGUCGUCACCGGCGGCACCAAAGGACUCGGUCGAGCGAUCGUGGAGGCGCUGGCGAGCCACGGCGCGAGGGUCCACACGUGCGCGCGGACCGAGGCCGACGUCGACGCGUGCGUCGCGGAGUGGCGCGCGCGCGGGCUCGACGUCACGGGAUCCGCGUGCGACGUGUCCUCCCGCGCCAGCCGCGCCGACCUAUGCGCGCGCGCCUCCGAUCUCUUCCGCGGCAAGGUGGACAUCCUGGUCUCCAACGUCGGGUUCAACACGCGCAAGCCGACCGUGGAUUUCACCCCGGAGGAGUACCGAGCGCUGAUGGACGUCAACCUCGAGUCUUCCUUCGCGCUGUGCCAGCUUUUCCAUCCGCUGCUGGUUAAAUCGCGCGACGGAUGCGUCCUGUUCAACUCCAGCGUCGCCUCGCUCGUGUCCAUGCAGAGCGGCGUCGUGUACGCCAUGACCAAGGCGGCGAUGAACAUGCUCACCAAGUACCUCGCGUGCGAGUGGGCGAAGGACGGGAUCAGGGUCAACGCGGUGGCGCCGUGGUACAUCAACACGCCCCUCGCGAAGCAGGUGCUGGCGGAUCCUGUAUAUGCCAAGGCUGUGAUUGACGCGACGCCCGCGGGACGCGUCGGGGAGCCCGAGGAGGUGGGCGCGGCGAGCGCGUUCCUGUGCUCGAGGGCGGCGAGUUACGUCACCGGUCAGGUUCUCGCGAUUGACGGGGGAUUCUCGGUGAACGGCUGGAAGCCGCCGACGAAGAAGCUGCCGGCGAGCAAGCUCUGA
This is a messenger RNA of Micromonas commoda, 816 nucleotides long. RefSeq lists its product with no specific name. The record is from RefSeq and is a predicted model, not a curated record. Gene Ontology annotation, molecular function: oxidoreductase activity. The coding region runs from base 1 to 816 and encodes 271 amino acids. The transcript is spliced from 3 exons. Lineage: Eukaryota; Viridiplantae; Chlorophyta; Mamiellophyceae; Mamiellales; Mamiellaceae.